AUGCAUUGCCAGACGACAGGUUCAUGGGGAUAUUACAUGCCGACCACCAGGACUAGUACUGUUGUUGUCGGGGACCCAUUGGAGAGGAUAGAGAGGUUGGCUUCGGAGAAAGCGGUGGUUAUCUUCAGUGUUAGCAGCUGCUGCAUGUGCCACGCCAUUAAGAGGCUGUUUUGUGGCAUGGGAGUUAACCCAACCGUGAUUGAACUUGAUGAAGAGCCGAGAGGGAGAGAUAUGGUGAAGGCUUUGAUAAGGCUGCUGGGUACCUCUCCUGUUGUUCCUGUUGUUUUCAUUGGUGGGAAGCUUGUGGGUGCAAUGGACACGGUCAUGGCUUCUCAUAUCAAUGGCACUCUUGUCCCUUUACUCAACCAAGCUGUAGCUCUCUGGCUCUGAUUUUCUUUAGCUUCCACCAUUACGGUUUAGAAAGAAGGUAUAGAAAAAGUAUGGCAGAGGAAGAGGAGUAGAGUC
Messenger RNA from Hibiscus syriacus, 465 nucleotides. RefSeq names its product glutaredoxin-C1-like. Lineage: Eukaryota; Viridiplantae; Streptophyta; Magnoliopsida; Malvales; Malvaceae. The transcript has a single exon. Gene Ontology annotation, cellular component: cytoplasm; nucleus. Gene Ontology annotation, biological process: negative regulation of DNA-templated transcription; anther development. The record is from RefSeq and is a predicted model, not a curated record. The coding region runs from base 1 to 390 and encodes 129 amino acids.